AUGAACACCCUACCCCCCGAAUUACACGCCUACAUCUGCGAAUUCGCCUGCACCGAUGAUGGAGAAACCAUUCGCGCCCUCCGCAGCGUCUCGAGAUAUUUCCAGGAGGUCGCGAAGCCCUAUCUUUAUAGGACCGUCUCUGCGUCCGACGAGAAGCAGGUUACUGGGUUGUUGGAGCGCCUCGAGAGCACCCCACCCCAUCUGCGCUACAUAAAAAACCUUUUCCUCGCCAGUCCCGACGUCCUGCAUCCAUCAAAUGCAGUCGACCCGCAAAAACUCAUGCGAAUCAUCACACUUGCUGCCCCGACUCUCCAAACGCUUUCUUUCGUCGUCCACACCCACCUCGCGAGCACAUCACUAAUCGCGCGGCUCUUUCGCACUUCUUUUCCCCACCUCCGCGCCCUGAUCGUGUCCGGAUUCUACCCUUUCCCAUCCUCAGUCGGCAAGUUCCCCCGCCUGCAAAGCCUCCACCUCCUCGGGAACAGGAACCCGCAUGGGCUCUUCCAAAUGUCAACGCUCGAAGAUGCGUGCCCCGCUUUGACCCAUCUUCGAAUAUCCGGCCUUGGCGCGGCGGGGCUAUUCGUGUACGAGCUUGAAGAAGCUUUGCGCUCAGAAGUUCCAGGGGAAGACGAUGAAUGUGUGAUUCCGUCGAGGGUGCCGCCCAGCGUCAAGCGGAUUACGGUGCAGGCGGGUCCGGAGCCUGCUGUCGAUGGCGGUAGUAGGGCGACGAACACGACGAUAUUGAAGGAUAUGGUUAUGGUCGCUCAGUUGGAGAUGUUGAAGACGAGGAAGGUGGAGGAAGGGAGUGGAGUGCGGCUGACAGUGCUGGAUAGGGCAUUGGCGCCUAUUUCUGUUGAAGCUCUACGGACAGACUGGUUAGAUACUCUUGCAUAG
Messenger RNA from Cyclocybe aegerita, 894 nucleotides. The record is from the annotation of a GenBank genome assembly. NCBI's taxonomy places the organism in Eukaryota, Fungi, Basidiomycota, Agaricomycetes, Agaricales, Hemipholiotaceae.